GAUAUAAAGAGGAUGCAGCAAUGCAACAGCCACACAGAUUAGAAAAAGCUGAAGUGCUCCCCAGUUCCCAGGACACAACAAAAGUAAGAAAAGACAACAAGAAAGAGGAAGGUCAAAAAAGAGCGUGCUGACUUGUCAGGGUGUUGUUCCCAAAGAUUGCUUCAGAAGAGUGAAAAAUGCUGGAUAGGCCUAUUCUCCUCUUGUAUUUUGUCAUGUGUACUCUCUCCUCUCCUCUCUACCCAGCACUCCGGUACAGUCCAUUACCCAUUUCUGGGAAGGCAGUAAGUUUUCAGCUACAAGAAAGUGGUCCGGUGCAGAGCCACAAUCUCUCGGUGGAAGAGCAAGAAGAGGAGAAGUUCCUGACUAGCCCUCCUGAGAAAAGAAUGCAACGUCAUGCAGAUGCCAUAUUCACCGAUAGUUACCGUAAAGUCCGAGGCAAGCUGUCUGCCCAGAAGUUAUUGCAGGGUAUUGUUGGGAAAAGACUUGGAGAAGGCAGCCUAGGAGAUGAAGACCAUGAAUUCUUGACCCGGCGCCAUUCAGACAGCAUUCUUAUGGACAGUCACUAUCACCAGCAGAUGGUAUUGAGAAACUUCUUGGGAGCCAUGUUACAGAAUAAGAGGUCUCAAGAUUGCAACCAUAACCAUCUAGAGAACUUCGUUAGUACUCUGACAAAGCUCAUGGAACUGUAAAUCAGCUUAUUCCCAUCUCAAUCUGGUCAAUGGCAUUCCCAAGUUUGAAGCUUAAGAAUUCAAAUUCCUGAAGCAGUUAUAAGAAAACAAACAUUGGCUGCCCUGUGAGUGUUGACACUGUCAGGAAUGUCAUUUUCUACCACACUUACAACUGCCAGAGAGAGGGGGAAAACAAGCAAGAGGGAAAUGUAUGUUCCCUACAUUUAUUACAUAUAUAGAUUGGUGAAUGUGUUGUCUGUGUCUGGUUUGAAAAUAAAAUAUUUAUCUAUUCAGCAAA
Messenger RNA from Anolis carolinensis (green anole), 966 nucleotides. RefSeq names its product growth hormone releasing hormone (gene ghrh). The record is from RefSeq and is a predicted model, not a curated record. Lineage: Eukaryota; Metazoa; Chordata; Lepidosauria; Squamata; Anolidae. Gene Ontology annotation, biological process: growth hormone secretion; adenylate cyclase-activating G protein-coupled receptor signaling pathway; positive regulation of multicellular organism growth. Gene Ontology annotation, molecular function: growth hormone-releasing hormone activity; peptide hormone receptor binding; growth hormone-releasing hormone receptor binding. The coding region runs from base 177 to 689 and encodes 170 amino acids. The transcript is spliced from 6 exons. Gene Ontology annotation, cellular component: perikaryon; terminal bouton; extracellular region.